Symbiodinium natans is the source of this 6450-nucleotide messenger RNA. The record is from the annotation of a GenBank genome assembly. Lineage: Eukaryota; Dinophyceae; Suessiales; Symbiodiniaceae.
AUGUUCUUUGCCAACUACGCUGUUCAUAGCCGAGGCAUGAGAAGCUUCGGCGCCCUUAGCUGCCUCUGGGCCCUGUCGGGCGUUGUUGCCGGCCGCAGGGCCGUGCAGGCAGACCACGUCUCCCUAGAAGUGCGUGAGGCGGAGCAGCACUGCUGCUGCGUGAACGGCAUCUGCCCCGAUAAGUACCGAGCCGGCUCAGAGGAGGUGGCUGUCUACAAUCCAAACGCGGACCUGUGUUGCAGGCUGAAUGAUCGCAGCUGCGGGCACGUGCUGAACUCUUUCUCGCGUUUCCAGAAAACAGCGGAGAAGAGCUUCUGUCAGGCAGAUGGCCGCGAGCCCUCCUUUGUAGCUCCGAGUCUGCCUCAGGCCUCAGUUCCCACGACGCCGCCGCAGCCAGGACAGGCAGCACACACGGUGCACACGUACUGCGAUCUCGGCCUGCAACGCGAUGUGGACAACGAAGAGACCGACUCCGCGGCAACGUCUCUCCGGCGAAACAUCGUCCAGACCAUGGUGAACGAGGUCUCACGCAACUCCAUUGAUGCCAUGGCCAAAGAGAUCUUCUCCAUCUACGUGUGCACCAGGUGGGCUCCCACCGGCGACUUCACGCGGGUGAUGGAGGCGGAGGUUUCCACCGGACAGCUGCCCAAGAGCGAGCCCUCCACACUGUACAAGGAGCGGCGAUUCCUGCCUUUGCGCUGCAGCUCCAACUUUAAGGUCUUCGAGGAAGUGGGUCUGGGCCAGACAAGCUUCCAGGCCUUUGAGGCCCAGAUGGAGGCUUUGGCCAACUGGUACCAAGGCGAGAAGGACGGCGCCGUGGCCCAUCGCCUCGAAAGUUUAGAAGGCGAUCUGGAGGAUGCCAAGCUCUUCGAUCUUCAGUAUGUCAAGAGCCAAGCGGCUGCCUGUCCCGAGUCGACUGGCCCCUGGAAUGUCAGCGUGCAUACAGCCCCAGCGGCCGAGCUUUUGUCCCACUGCCCUUCUGCAAAGUGGUGGCUCUCGAAACUUGAGAACUGGCACCAUGCCAUGCCCUUUACCAGCUUCAUGUCGCCGGAUGUGGACGCCGCCAAGUUUGCCCCCAAGGGGCAGGAGCAGAUUCUGAUGUGCUUCGGCAAGCGAGUCGCGUCGCAGCUCCAUCGCCGGGAGGGCGGCAGCCACCUGCUCACGGACCAGAAUGCCAUCGGCUGCCAUGGGUUCUGGGAUCUCGGGACCGCAGGCCGCAUGCUGGAACGGAUUGUGAAGCUCUGGCGGCCGCCAACUUGCCAGCUUGCGAGCAUGGAGCUGGCAAUGAAGCUGAAAAUCAUGGAGCUCAUCGCCAAUAUGAACGAGCGCCUGUUCGACGCGCUGCCAGCGUUGCUCACAGAGGAGAUCGCCCCAGAUGACGACUGGGAUGGGAAGGAGCUUCGAGCCGCUUCGCUGGGAGGCAGCCUCCUUCAUGGCAUGUGGGAUUCCAUCGCCAAGAGCUUCUCCGCUCUAAGCGGCCAGUACACCCGCUUGGGCCAGCUCCUGGGGAGUUCUGUGGUCAAGUGGGUGGUCUGCCCCAUCAAGAACACCACGGGCGCCGAGGACUUGGAUCGACUCGACGCCGCCCUGGGCACGGAGGAUGACACGGCGCGCUACUACGCCCAGAUUGCAUACAGCAAGUGGACGGGCAAGAAGGACCUCUUGCCAGGGGAGGAGUGCACGCCAGGGGUGGCAGAUUUGCCACGGACGACAGCCUGCAGCCUGGCCAUCAUGCAGCAGGACAUGCCUGAGCCGUACAAGGACUCCGAGUUCAUUUGCCCGGUGCGGCCGCUGCUGCCCGCAAAGCAGCAGCUCGAGAUCCUGAAGAAGAAGAGCGGCCUCUGUCCCCUGCGCAUGAACACCUGGCAGAUGGAGCAGGCUGGCUGGUUCUACCGGGGUCGCCGGCCCCAACGCCAGCAGUAUGACUUGGUGGAGAAUGCGCCUGCGAGUGAUAUCCAGGCUGUGCAGAUCCUCGACAUGAUCAGUCGCCAGGACACCACCUUCCACACCUGGCGGACCUUUGUGACAGUCGGCCUGGGAUGCACUGAGGAGGAAGCGCGCCAAACGCCGCGGUGGUGCGCGGAUCCCGAGGUCCACUACCCUCAGGCAUCCGUGAAUGGCAUGGUGGAUGCGGUGGGGCGCGCCGGGCGCGGCACCGCGCAGAUGGUGAGCCAGGCCCUGCACGCCGCGGGCGUGACGGAGGAGGCGCCUGUGGUCAACCAAGCCGUCGGCCACCGCCUGUCCGAGUGGCUCUACCACCAGGGCAAGGGCGUGCAGGCAUGGGCCAAGCAGACCACCAACGAGUGGUUCGGGCAAGCCUCGAGCCGCUAUGACAAGUUGCACAAGCGCUCCUUCACCGUGCAAGAAGCCAACGAGCUGGUCCACAGCUUGUCAUUUCAAAAGCUGCUCGAAGCAACCGGUGCCGAUUCCAAGAACAAGCAGCGCUACGACCGCUACGCUGUUGUCACGCCAUGUAAGACCAUGAAUGCCGAGACUGAGUUCGAGCUGAAGUACGCCACGGCGGAGACAGCGCUGCAGCUGGCCAGGAAAGCCUUUCGAAAGUACGGGGUUGGCAUUGGUCACAGCGGCGGGUUCACCGUCGAACUCACGGGCCUCGCCAUGCUGAAGAUGUCUGGGGUGCAGGCUGCGUGGGUCGAGUCUCACGCUCUCGUGCGUGCCUACAGUCUGGGGUCUUCGACGCCAGAUUGGCUCACCACGAACAACCCCAUGAUGCAGAGCUUGGCGGGGACGCUUGCAGCACGGACUGCCGAGGGCGUGCGGGCAUCAGACCUCACGGGGUUCAGGGCCUUCUUCGCCUGUGGGAACAGGAAGGCAAUGCACGACCUGCCUCUGGAAGUCACGGGCCCCGAGGCCUUGCCCGGCAAGGUCUUCAAGGACUGCGUGGUCCAAGGCAAGACGUCUAACAGCAAUCUGCGGAAAGAGAACCCUGGAGCGCCCUACCUCGAAUCCGAAGUAGUGGUGCGGGUCACGCUCGCGUCCCUGCCGGCAUGCUUCCUGGAGGUCGAUCGCAGCAAGGCCGCGGCCCAGAACGAGACCCGAAACCCUGUGUACCAGACCUUCGAGAGCAUCUCCGGAUGCCCAGAGAUGCCAUCGGCGGGGUGGAGCGGGCUGCCCGAGCCCGUGCAGAACGAGGUCGGCACUGACCAAUUUCGUGGACUUUUGGCCGGCAAAGGGCUCCCCGGGAAGGUUCUCUACGAAGUGCUCCUGGAUCCUGAGGACUUCAUCCUAGAGGCCCACGUAGCUUUGCAUGGCUUAGCAAAGUCUUUGAUCCGACCAUUCAGUGAGGAAGCGGUGCCUCUGUACCUAUGGGUGCAGGAGCACACGAAACAUCGCUUCCUGGAGAUGUGUGCUGAGGAGAAUGUGACCAUCUCAGAAAUGCUGACCCGGUGGGCGUCGACCAGGUCCGCAGCUCGAACGCUGACGCCAGCUUCCGGCGCUUCUGCGGAGUCCUCGCUCGGAGGUGUCCAGCCCGAGCGUCGCGAAGAGCCAGAAAGAGGGACUAGCUCGCCGCUGGGUGCGGAGAGUGCCGAGAGGCUGCAGUCGCCUCCAGCGGCAUCGGUAGCACGCAGCCAAGCAGCCUUGGAGGGAAACUUCCUUCUUCGGCUGGGGGAGGAUGAUUUGAAGCUCCUGCGCCGAAAAGCGAAGAAGCAUAGCCCGCUCAUUGCCACGUGGACGACAGGGGAAGCCAAGUACAUGAGCUUGGCGAUGAACCUGGCUCUGUCCAUCCGGAAGAACGUCCCGAGCCUGGAAAGGAGCUUUGUUUGCGUCGCCCUUGACCGGGCGGCUCGGCGGGCCAUGCGCAAGAGCAAGUUCCACACGCUGUCGCACCCAGUGCUCCCAGGUCCAUCGCUGAAAGAUGCGAUCUGGAAGAUGCGCUGGCUGGUUCUGCAUACCUUCGCCCACUUGGGCAUAGACGGCCUUGUGCUGGACUCUGACAUCGUCGUCCUCCAGGACCCUUUCCCGGUACUUUGGGGCGACGCGGACUUCGAGGUGAUGACCGACCACUUCUGGCCCGAACAGCACUUGUGGCAGUAUUGGACGAGGCCCGAGGAGCACAUCAACACUGGCUGCAUAUUUGUCAAGGCCUCCGUCCGGACCAAGGCGUUUCUGUAUGAGUUUCUGGAGCAUCACAACGAGAGUGAAGUGGGCGGACUUCUGCGGCACUGGAUGGAUCAGCAGGUCUUCAACAAGUUCGUGGAGCACCGCCUCUUCCACUCAUCAGCCGACCUCAUUCACGGCCUUUAUGGCCAUCAGGUGUUCCGGAACGUCCGCGCGCAGAAGAUUGCGACGCCCAUCCGCCUGCGCAUCCUCGACCCCAAGGUCGUUUCGCACGGGAUGAACUACUUCUGGCUGCGUGCUCACGAGGGUGGGCGCCCCGCUGUCAUUGCCCACGCCAAUGGGGUGGACGGCAAGGAGUACUUCCUGCGCGAUCGCGGGCACUGGUACCUCGACGACUUCGACGAGCGCUUCCCGGAGCAGGGCUUUCUCACCUACGCACAUCCGCGUGGCAUGUCGCUGGCGGAGGACUUCGAGCACUUGGUGGAGGCGGUGGUGGUUGCUGCAGCGUUGCGAAGACGGCUGGUGCUUCCCAACACAAUGAACUGCAAGAAUUGCCCAGCCCUGGAAGCCUACGGCGCCCCUAAUGUCCUGGAAGACGGCAACUGCACUUUUGACUACUUCGCGUGGUCACAGAGCUUCCUGGGGCAUCAUGGGGAGCUCGUCGCCGAAAGUGGGCUUAGACUGGAGGCCCGGUUCCGAAGCCUCCCAGAGAGCCGCUACGCGCGCUCGCAGUUCACCAAAGCACUUGGCGGCCGGGAUGAGCAUUUUCUCAAGAUCGAGGCGGCCAGACGUCUCCAUGUGCUGGAUAUCCGCGCCGCUUUCCAGGAUGUGCAGCGCGCCGGCUUUGGACCGGCGGCGGUCUUCGAGUGUCGCCACCACGACUGGCCAGUCGGCUGGAUGGCCUGCAGAGAUCAGCGCUUCGUGAGAUACCACGGACAGUUUUCGAAGUGCAAACCGGGCGAGGCGCAGACGGGCUGCGGCUAUCGUGGCAUCACCUGCUGCGAUGCCUUCUGGGGCUGGGGCGAGAAGCUGGAGUACUUCACGGGCAAGCCGUGGAACUUGCCAUGCAACUGUGGGCUGUCGGGCUGCCAGGAGCAGACUGGAGCCUCCGGCUCUGAUAGGAACUCCAAGGCCUGCUGCGCUCACGUCUCGGGCGGGCCGCCACGCUGCGACCGGCGUAUCCGGCCUGAGUCCGUGCCCGAUGUGAACACCCCAGAAGACACCGAGUCCCUCACCUCAACGGCACUGGCGGAUUUGGCCAGCCCCUCCCGGAACGUGACCGCUUUCUGGCACACCUGCCGGCUCAACAGGCAGCUUCGCUUUUCAGACACAAGCGUCGAUGAGCUGGUUUUUGCCUGCCACAGGCUUGCGACCCGGUUUUUGCUGCUCAAGCAGAACUUCGACGCGCUCGGGGCCUGGUGUCGCUUUGCGCACGGGGAGCUGCGACGAGGGGUGGAGGGAAGCAGCAGCUCCCUGUUCCCCGCAAGCUGGCCAAGCGCUUCCGCCUUGCCAGUGAGGGAUGCAGAGAUGGGAGAACUGGAGCAGCUGAGCGAUCAGCACAUGCCACGCAAACUGUCGCACGACCUGGCGCAGCUGCAAUUUCUGGGGGAUCAGUUCUCGCGCACGGCCAAGGAGCUGCAGACACUUGGGCCGGAGUGGCCGGCGGGCAGGUACGUGGGCAACCGAGCCCACUUCGUUCCAAAGUUGCGCCUGGCAGAGGAGGUCUUUGGAGCUGGGAUGCUAGAUGCAGUUGAAGACACUGGUCAGGGCGUGGUGAUGGUGGAUCGCGUGCUGCAGCCGGAGGCUGCAGAGCGGAUCUGGAGGUGGAUGGCGCAAGCCACCAUCUGGCACGCCCCAAAAUGGGACGGUAGCGUUCUUGAGGCUUCCCUUCUGGACGGCUUGAACUGCGAGGCCCUCCUUUCACUGGUGCAGGCCCUCUGCUCUUUGAAGCUCGUGCAAAGCAUGGCCGGGAGGCAUGGCGCCCAGCUUGUUGUGGACGACAUGUGGGCAUGGAAGUAUGACCCGGCACUCAACAGCGUAUCCGUGCCGAUUGAGGCGGGCAGCUGGUCAGGAGAUCCGCCAGAUCUGCUUGCAGCCCUGUCCCUGAGCAGGGAGCCAGGGCCUGAUGACGGGAUCAGACUGGAACGUGGUACUGAGAAGCGUUUCCUUCCACGCAGGCAGAACCAGCUGGUCCUCUGGACGCGCGCAUGGAAGGGGGGCGCAUCUUUGUCGAUGGACAAGGAUGUCAGAUAUGAGCAUCGGCCAGUGGACUUGUUUGUCGCCUUUCGCAAGAGCCUUGGUCACAAGGUCUAUCCUGGGUGGACGGCGCACAUGUCCACGAGGUGGCCGGCUUCGACCGAUCUUGGGUGA